Messenger RNA from Fonsecaea nubica, 1611 nucleotides. RefSeq lists its product as hypothetical. NCBI's taxonomy places the organism in Eukaryota, Fungi, Ascomycota, Eurotiomycetes, Chaetothyriales, Herpotrichiellaceae. The record is from RefSeq and is a predicted model, not a curated record. Gene Ontology annotation, molecular function: carbohydrate:proton symporter activity. The coding region runs from base 1 to 1611 and encodes 536 amino acids. Gene Ontology annotation, cellular component: membrane. Gene Ontology annotation, biological process: carbohydrate transport; transmembrane transport. The transcript has 3 exons.
AUGGCUGACAAGAACCCUUCCAUCUCGACUCCGAGUCUCGACCUCUCGCUGCAGACUACCGAGCAAUCGGUCGUGGACGAUGAGCCAACACUGUGGAAGUCCAUCAGGAAAUGGCCCAAGGUCAUGGGAUACUCCUUGGGUUUGACAUCCAGCAUCUUGCUGUAUGGGUUUGACACUUCGAUAGUGGGCAACGUCUCGGCCAUCCCAGCGUUUCAGGAAGACUAUGGUCGAGAGUUGAACAACCGCCACAUCAUCCCGUCGAUGUGGAUGGGACUCUGGAACGCUGUUAGCCCGAUCGGUAUUAUGAUUGGAAGCAUCAUCGCUGGCUGGCUCCAGGAUCAUGUUGGACGACGUCCGACACUCGCCCUGGGAAGCUUCUUGUCAGCCGGGGCAGUGGCCAUCAUAUACUGCUCGCAUUUCCCCGAUGCGCUGGACUCGCGGCGGGGCACCUUUCUCGCGGCCAAACUCAUUCAGGGGUUGGCUGUCGGAGCCCUCUUGUGUACCACGCAGACGUAUCUUUCAGAAAUCCUACCGCCAAAGCUGAGGGGAUCAGUCAUGGCCUUCUUCCCCGUCUUCACGCUGCUCGGACAAUUGAUCGGCGCAGUCGUCGUCUAUACGUCCUUGAACUAUCCCGACGACCGACCCUACACCACGCCCAUGAUUGCACAGUGGCCGUUUUCUGCUGUCCCUUUAAUCCUGGCUCUGCUGCUGCCAGAGAGUCCAACAUACCUGCUUCGCAAGCGGAAAUACGACAAGGCUGUCAAAGCGCAGCGGCGACUCGACAGUUCGAGGACCGACACGCAAAAGAAUAUAGACAAUCUGGUAUACUUGUUGCGGAAAGAGGAAGAACAGGCCAAAAGGCAGGAUCGGGCAACGUACGCGGAAUGCUUCCGGGGCACAAACAGACGGCGCACGCUGAUUGUCAUCUUCGCAAACACGCUGCCUCAGUUCUUUGGACUGUCCUUGCUCGCGGACGCUAGCUAUUUCAUCCAAGUCGUCGGCAUGAGUGCAGACAAUGCUCUCUUGUUCCUCCAGCUCGGCGUGGGCUUGGGCUUGCUCGCCAAUAUUGUCAGCAUGUGGGUGAUCACAAAAGUCGGACGGAGGGUGCUUGGGAUGACGACCCUGGUUGGAAGCACCAUCCUCUGGCUGGGCAUGGGAAUUGCCGGUUGCUUUGAUGGUGUUGUCGUGAUCUGGUACACCGCAGUCACCAUGAUGGUGGUCAUUGUGGUCGUCGGGGUCGGCAUAUGGCCGGUCUCGUUCGUUGUCAGCGCCGAGACAUCGUCCCUUCGACUCCGCGCAAAGACCCAAGGCCUGGGAUGGUUUUCGGGCGCGCUCGCACAAGGAGUCUUCGGGAUCAGCCUCCCCUACGUGUACAACGUCGACCAGGGCAACCUCCGGGCCAAGGCCGGGUUCAUCAUCGCCGGAUUCUCGGCCAUCGCGUUGGUCCUGACCUGGCUCUUCGUGCCCGAAAUGAAGGAACGCACCGCCGCAGAGAUCGACGUCAUGUUCGAGCAUCGCUUACCCGCCAGGAAAUUCAAGGACUGGCGGCGAGGCACCAUUGGCGAAGUCAUGGCCGACGCCUCCUUCGGCUCUCAAGCACAUUUGACAUAG